AAAGAAAAACAAUUAUAAUCAUCCACUCCGAGGACAUGCUGCCCUGCAUCCCGAAUCAACACAGAAAUCACUACUAAGAUACUGUUAUCAUCCCGAUAUCUGCGCGCUCGAACGACGUCUCCGUCGAUCCAGAAAAAAGAAAAAUGCAGCUUUUCCGACGGCGCCCCAGAAACGGAUGCAUCGGUCGUCCCCUCUUUAAAUAAAAGCCUCUCCUUAAUCACGAUGAAACACAGCCCCGUUAAUUCCUCAAUAAUUGCGGCAAUCAAAUCCUCAGUCUCCCGAAACUCUCCCUCCGCUGGUCAAUCCCUCCAUGCUCUCGCCAUCAAGAGCGGGCUCCACCCUCAACCCGUUCUCUGCAACCACCUCCUGAAUCUCUACUCCAAAUCCGGCCGCCUUGACGACGCGCGCAGGCUGUUUGACGAGAUGCCCGAAAGAAAUCUCAUCUCCUACUCCACCCUCAUCUCCUCCAUCGCCCGAUCUGGGGACCCAAAGAUUGCCUUGAAUCUCAUGACCCAGUUGCCCAAACUCAGUAUUGCGCCCAACCAGUUUGUGUUCUCGAGCUCCGUCGUAGCUUGUUCGAAGCUGGAUUCGGUCGUUUUGGGUGAGCAGGUCCAUGCCCAAGUGGUAGUGUCGGGCUUUGAAUCUGACCCAUUUGUUUGUACCUCGCUCAUUGAUCUGUACUCGAAGGUUGGUUGCGUGGACUCUGCUGUUUCAGUGUUUAGACAGUGCUUGGUUGGGGACUCGCCCUUGUUUAACUCCAUGGUGUCUUGUUACGUGAGCUCUGGUGACUGCGAAGGUGCUCUACGGUUAUUUGCCAAAGCUAGGCGGUGCUCUGAUUUUAAACCCACUGAGUACAGUUUCGGCAGCUUGAUCAAAGCAUGCUCGUCGGGCUUGGAUAAGGAGACAGGCCAACAGCUUCAUGGAUUUGUGGUGAAGACCGGUUUAGAGUCCAAUUGUGUCGUGGGAACUUCUCUUGUAGAUAUGUAUGGCGAGUUUGGGGAUGUUAACAGCAUGGAGAUGGUGUUUGAUGGUAUUUCAUUCGCCGAUACUGCUGUGUAUAAUGCUAUGACCGUUGCUUGUUUGAAGAAUGCUCUUGAGGAGACCGCGUUGGAUUAUUUCCGUAGGUUAAUGCGGGAAGGUUUGAGCCCCAACGAAUGCACAUUUUCAAGCGUGCUCAAAGCUUGCAGUGGUCUCAAGUCCUGUAAUUUAGGGGUGAUGGUUCAUGGGCUCGUAAUGAAGUCCACGUUUCGCCAAGAUUUGGUGGUUAAUACUGCUUUAACGGACAUGUACAUGAAAUGUGGCAACGCGGAGGAGGGUUGCAAAGUGUUUGAUGGAAUGCCUGGAAGAUGCACAGUCUCAUAUAAUUCAAUGAUUUCUGGACACGGACGGAAUGGAAAUUUCGAUGAAGCCAUUAACCUUUUCAUUGAAAUGAAGCGUCUGCGCAAAGGUGUUGAUCUUUCCACAUUUAUCGCGUUGUUGAGUUCUUGCCCGGGAAGAGAGUGGCCGGUCUAUGUUCAUGCCAUAAAACAUGGUUUUAGAUUGAAUUCGAUGGUCCAAAACGCUCUCUUGGAUGGCCUCCUUAAGAAGGGCUCCGCAGAGGAAGCUCUAGAAUUUUUCGACAAAAUUAAAGAGAGAAAUGUUGUUUCUUGGACCACAAUCAUAUCAGGUCUGGCCCAACUUGACCAACAUCUAGAAGCAAUCGUGCUUUUCAAAGCAAUGAACUCGACUGAAACUACCCCCAACAGUUUCACCUUCUCAAGCGUCUUGAAAGCUUGUGGAAUCCUAGCAAGCCUAGACCAAGGAAGAUGCAUACAUGCCUCUAUCGAGAAAAGUGGGAUCAUGGAUGAGUAUGUCAAGAGCUCUGUGUUGGACAUGUACUCAAAAUGCGGUGCUCUUGAGGACAGUAGAAGACUAUUCGAUGGUCUUGCUAGCAAAGACAUCGUCUCCUGGAACACAAUGAUCGCUGCCUAUGCCAAACACGGACACGUGCUUGAGGCGAUAUCUCUAUACAAGAUGAUGACGAUGCACAACAUAGAUCCAAAUCAUGUAACGUUCGUGUCCCUCUUAUCGGGGUGUAGCCAUUGUGGGCUAAUAGAAGAAGGAAUUGGCCUCUUCGAGGUAAUGGUAUCGAAACAUGGGAUUGAACCCUUAAUGGAGCAUUAUGCUUGUGUGGUCGAUCUAUUUGGGAGAGCGGGGAUGUUAGGGAGAGCGAGGAGCUGUAUAUCUGAUAUGCCAUUCGAGGCAGAUGCGUCAGUUUGGGCUGUACUGUUGGCAGCUUGCAGGCUUCAUGGGAAUGUUGAAAUGGGGCAGAUGGCGAAGGAUAGGAUAAUGGGGAUGAAAGGGCAGGAUAACCCCUCGGUUGUAAUAAUGUCGAAUAUGUAUUCGGAAGUAGGGAAGUGGGAUUAUGCAGAGAAGGCUAGGAGGAGAAUCGGAGUUGGGGGAGCGGGAAAAGAGCCUGGAUUCAGUUGGGUGUAAAUUUCAAAAUAUUGAAAAAAUAUAUAUUUAAAGAGCCGGAAUGUUCUGAAAAUAAAUUAUUUGUUUGUUUCGUUGUGAUAAUGGGGGCUAUAAAAGAACGGAAAGAGAUUGUACUGUAAAGUGGUUUUGACAAAGGCGUGAGAGUGACUCUUAACAAGCUCAUAAUACUGGAUUCUCUCCUCUUCUGAUGCCAACUUGCCACCAUGAUGGACCCUGCAUGCUUACGAUUUCAAGAGGGAAACCUAUUUUGGUUUAGUUUGGAUAUAGCAGCAUUGAAAAUUCAUUACAAGUGAUGAAUUCCUUUAAAUAAAUAAAAAGUAUUGAAAAUUCAUUACAAGUGAUGAAUUUUCUAUAAGAAGAUUAGCAACCAGCUACUUGUUCAGGAAAUUUCAAGUUUCGCAAUCUUUAAGUGAUGGGGAAAAUGAGAAAGUUCAUAUUGAAAUUUCUCGGAAGCUGAAGGGCUGCAAGAGCAAGUUUGGUGGAGAUAACAUUUGAGGCUUGUAAAUGACUCGGGUUCAGAUCAGGUUUAUGUAAUAUCUAGUUAUAUUCUGCAUAUUUCUUGCAGAUGGAAAGUCAGAUUUUUGAAUUAUUAGAACCAA
Molecule: messenger RNA, 3074 nt
Organism: Asparagus officinalis (garden asparagus)
Lineage: Eukaryota; Viridiplantae; Streptophyta; Magnoliopsida; Asparagales; Asparagaceae
Product: pentatricopeptide repeat-containing protein At4g13650-like
Exons: 1
Coding region: 223-2475 (750 amino acids)
Biological process (GO): RNA modification
Molecular function (GO): RNA binding; protein binding
Source: RefSeq, a predicted model, not a curated record